UGCCGGGAUCCCCUAAGGCGGGGGCGCCAUUUUACCGGGAGGGGCUGCGGCGCCUCCUGUUCCCGGCGGCCAAGGGGGAAGCGCCUCAGCCUCAGGCUAGAUCCCGGGAGGGGCUGGGCUCCCGUCCUUUCCCUCUGCUCGGCUGCGCUUCCGGGAACAGGGAAGGCGGCGGCCGGCGGGUGACAUUCCCUAAACGCAGCUGCUUCUUGCCAGCUGGAGGUGCGGCGGGAGCGCCGGGAACACCGCGGGGUUGAGGCGUCUCCUGUGGGGCCAAGCCCAGGGCGGGGGCGGAAGAGGAACUCUUCACUCCAAGGAGGGCCAAACCUUUGGCUUUUUGCGCCUCAGCUUGCUGGGACCGUGUCAGGCUCCUCCCUGCCCGUCCCCGCCCCUGCAGAGGCACAGGGCAGGCCCCCGACGGCAGCGGGGCCAUGUCAUUCCCUGCGUGCCAGGGAGAGCUGCGAUGCCAAGGGCCAUCAGCAGGAGCUGUCCGCGCUCUCGCCCUGCAGGUCAGGCCAAGUCAUUCUGCUGACUUCUCCCAGCCUGGCUGGCAGGUUUAAAACCCAGUGUGCCCACGUAGAAGCAAGCUGCAGCUACCACUGAAGGUCUGUAGACUUAGAGAAGGCUUGGAAGCAUGGAAAGCCUUUGUGCAGCAAACAGCACUUUUGCUGUGGACCUGUUAAGAAAGCUGUGUGAAAUGAAAAGCAGGCAGAAUGUGUUCUUUUCACCAUUUAGUAUUUCUUCUGCUUUGUCUAUGGUUUUGCUGGGUUCAAGAGGUAGCACUGAAGCCCAAAUAAGCAAGGUGCUUUCUCUGAAGAAUGCCCAGGAUGCUCACAAUGGGUAUCAGUCCCUUCUCUCUGAAAUUAAUGAUCCAAACACCAAAUACAUCCUGAGAACUGCAAACCGGCUCUAUGGAGAAAAGACUUUUGAGUUUCUUCCAUCUUUUAUAGAGUCCAGUCAGAAAUCCUACCAUGCUGGCCUGGAACAGAUGGACUUCCUACAGGCUUGGGAGGAUUCCAGGAAACAAAUCAAUGUCUGGGUGGAGGAAAGGACUGAAGGUAAAAUUCAGAACCUGUUGGCAGAGGGGAUUCUGAAUUCCCUGAGCAGGCUUGUGUUGGUGAAUGCCAUCUAUUUCAAAGGCAACUGGGAAGAGCAGUUCAACAAAGAGAGUACCAGAGAGAGGCCAUUCCAAAUUAAUAAGAACGAGAGCAAACCUGUGCAGAUGAUGUUCAAGGAGGCAAAUUUUAACAUGACCUACAUUGGGGACUUCCAGACCAAAAUCCUGGAGCUGCCCUAUGUGGGUAAUGAACUGAGCAUGAUCAUCCUGCUCCCUGAUGCAAUCCAGGAUGGCUCCACAGGCUUGGAAAGACUGGAAAGAGAACUUACACACGAGAAGCUAAUAGAUUGGAUCAAUCCAGAAAUGAUGGACUCUACAAAAGUGAGGGUGUCUUUACCCCGAUUUAAACUGGAAGAAAAUUAUGAUCUGAAACCGCUUCUGAGCAGCAUGGGAAUGCCUGAUGCAUUUGAUUUGGGGAAGGCAGACUUCUCAGGAAUCUCACCUGGUAAUGAGCUGGUGCUCUCUGAAGUGGUUCACAAAUCCUUUGUGGAAGUCAAUGAAGAAGGCACUGAAGCAGCUGCUGCCACAGCAGCAGUGAUGCAGAUGCGUUGUGCAAUGAUAGUUCCAGAAUUCACUGCUGAUCAUCCCUUCCUCUUCUUCAUCCGGCACAACAAAACUUGCAGCAUUUUGUUCUGUGGCAGAUUUUGCUGUCCCUAAGGAGGAGAUGUCUUGGCAGCAUAGGUGCCUUCAGACAAUAAAUUGAUGUUUCCCUAGAACAAGGUGACUCAUUCUGCACUAAUUGUCUCUUUCAGCCGUGCCUGAUCUUCUUCUGCAGUCUUGAUCUUAGGUCUGGCAGGAAUAACAGAUCUGCUUAGACAAACAGAGCACCUGCCAUGUCCAACCCCUCCUGUGCCUGUGUGCAGAGGUCUCCAGGUUCUUGUUGACACAAGAACCAUCCCACUUGCUCUGUGAGUGCUUCUUGUGUGCUUGAGUUCACUUUUGGUGUCCAGCGGGCAGAGUCAGGCAGUGAGAGCCCAUGGGAUUGUUAUUUUUGCUUGUGACAAGGCUGGAGCACAUAUGUAGCUGCCCUCCCCUUUUACCUUCCAGUUUCCUCCAUUGAGUGCCUUGAUACAUUGCCUGGAGCUGAAAGGACUUUUUGGCAACCUGUUCCAGGUAUUGCAGAACAUCCUACAUAGAUGGGGCUUUUGGCUAACAACUGGAGCUGCACUUAGGCAAGAAUGGGAAUUAAAGUAUGCAAUUAUAAGAGAUGUCCCUGGGAGGUAUUUGGGGUGAGUACCUUUACUUCCUCACUCCAGGAGACUUGGGUUUUUCCCUGUCCCCUGGUUCUGGUCAUUUAACAAAGAAUGAAAUAAAAGGGCACAUGGUGCCUAUGCAAUAUUUGAAGGAGAAAGUCUUAAUUUCAAAUUAUUUUUUUUCUGCUACUGUUAUAUGUUGAUCGUAUUAAUAAUCUCUCAGACACCGUAGUUUACCUGUAUAAUACCAAAGACAGAGAUGUAACCGCUUUCCUUACAUUGGGAUGUAUUUUGUGGGUCCUGUUCCUGGAAUAAUAAAAGAAGUAUAAGC
This is a messenger RNA of Camarhynchus parvulus, 2638 nucleotides long. RefSeq names its product serpin B6-like. NCBI's taxonomy places the organism in Eukaryota, Metazoa, Chordata, Aves, Passeriformes, Thraupidae. Gene Ontology annotation, cellular component: cytoplasm. The transcript is spliced from 9 exons. The coding region runs from base 632 to 1771 and encodes 379 amino acids. Gene Ontology annotation, biological process: negative regulation of endopeptidase activity. The record is from RefSeq and is a predicted model, not a curated record. Gene Ontology annotation, molecular function: serine-type endopeptidase inhibitor activity.